AAGUUAAAGAGACAGACUGUAAUAAGAAACAUGAUGACUUAACUGGAGUUUUAGAAACGUUUGGAAAUUGGAUUCAGUUAGUAGCAAAAUCAAAUAAUAAAUUACAAAAACAACAGCUUAUCUGA
This is a messenger RNA of Racocetra fulgida, 125 nucleotides long. The record is from the annotation of a GenBank genome assembly. NCBI's taxonomy places the organism in Eukaryota, Fungi, Glomeromycota, Glomeromycetes, Diversisporales, Gigasporaceae.